UCUCCACCCCGGAUACCACUCUCCUUCCCCCGGCUCUUAUAAAGCAAGCAAGACUUUCAGGCCGCUCUUCGGGCUGUCUUUUCUUCUUGUUGAUGGUUAGACUCUGUGAGAGAAGGAUGAAGUUCCUUGUGGCCGUUACAGUCAUUGUGGGAUCGCUGAUUUUUCUCGCUUUCCCCAAUGGCUCAUCUGCUGACGAGAAGAAGAAAGGCCCCAAAGUAACUGCAAAGGUGUACUUUGACAUGAAAAUUGGAGAGGAAGACGUUGGAAGAAUUGUCAUCGGGGUGUUUGGGAAAACUGUACCCAAAACUGUCGACAACUUUGUCGCUUUGGCGACAGGAGAGGUGAGAACAUCACGGUUCAUGAUGUAUGCUCAAAGUGCAACAGUCUGCAGAGAGUUGGUGUGUUUUUGGCCUCGUACUCACCACUUUCACAACUGCAGAUAUAAACUAAACUGACACGCAUUUAGAGAC
This is a messenger RNA of Plectropomus leopardus (leopard coralgrouper), 470 nucleotides long. The record is from RefSeq and is a predicted model, not a curated record. NCBI's taxonomy places the organism in Eukaryota, Metazoa, Chordata, Actinopteri, Perciformes, Serranidae.